Cajanus cajan (pigeon pea) is the source of this 2127-nucleotide messenger RNA. RefSeq names its product L-ascorbate oxidase homolog. Lineage: Eukaryota; Viridiplantae; Streptophyta; Magnoliopsida; Fabales; Fabaceae. The record is from RefSeq and is a predicted model, not a curated record. Gene Ontology annotation, molecular function: copper ion binding; oxidoreductase activity.
AGACUGAUGUUUUCUUUGUGACGAAGAAUUCCUCUCAUUGUCUCUCUCCCCGCACCGACACAACACACAAAACUCCAACACCAAGUGUAGCCGUGUUAGCAACUUACCGCUUUAAUUGCACAAACAAAAAAAGGUACGUCCUGGUUAUUCAAACAAAGGAGAAGAAGUUGCCAAAACUUCUUUAGUUUCUUAUCAAAUAUUAAUACUUAGAGAAGGUGAAACUGAAACUGAAAGCUAGGGAGGGUCAUUAUCUAGGCUUAGAGUUAAGAGAGAGAUUGGAGAAUGGUAGUGAAAUCUCUAUUGUUAGCAUUGCUAUUGGUGACAUGCGCAAGUGGGGAGGACCCUUAUAGGUUCUACACUUGGAAUGUCUCCUAUGGAGACAUCUACCCUCUUGGGAUUAAACAACAGGGAAUAUUGAUAAACGGGCAGUUCCCAGGACCUCAGAUUGAAUCCGUCACCAAUGAUAACUUGAUCAUUAAUGUUUUCAAUAGCUUGGAUCAACCUUUCCUUAUAUCUUGGAAUGGGGUGCAGCAGAGGAGGAAUUCAUGGCAGGAUGGAGUGUAUGGUACUAACUGUCCUAUCCCACCAGGGAAGAACUUCACUUAUGUUCUUCAAGUGAAGGAUCAGAUUGGUAGCUACUUCUACUUUCCUUCCCUUGCAUUCCACAAGGCGGCAGGGGGUUAUGGUGGAUUCAAAAUUGCUAGCCGCUCUGUGAUUCCUGUACCUUUUCCUCCUCCAGCAGCAGAUUUCACCAUAUUGGCUGGAGACUGGUACAACAGAAACCACACUGAUCUGAGAGCCAUUCUAGACAGCGGAAGUGACCUUCCUUUCCCUGAUGGCCUUAUCAUCAAUGGUCGUGGUUCCAAUGCUUACACAUUCACGGUUGAUCAAGGCAAGACUUACAGAUUCCGGAUAUCAAACGUUGGGCUCACAACUUCCAUCAAUUUCAGAGUCCAAGGGCAUAAGAUGCUGCUAGUUGAGGUGGAAGGAAUCCAUACUCUCCAAAACACAUAUGAUUCCCUUGACAUUCAUUUGGGGCAGAGUUACUCUGUGUUGGUAACUGCUGAUCAACCCCCCCAAGACUACUACAUUGUGGUCUCAACACGAUUCACCUCCCAAGUGUUGACUGCUACCUCCAUUCUUCAUUACAGUAACUCAGCUACAAGUGUUUCUGGUCCUCCCCCAGGAGGACCAACUACUCAAAUUGAUUGGUCUCUUGAACAAGCUCGCUCUCUCAGGCGGAAUCUGACAGCAAGUGGACCGAGGCCUAAUCCACAAGGAUCCUACCAUUAUGGUUUGAUAAACACAACCCGAACAAUUAGACUUCAAAAUUCUGCACCAAUUAUCAAUGGCAAGCAGAGAUAUGCUGUCAAUAGUGUUUCCUUCAUCCCUACUGAUACGCCACUUAAACUGGCUGAUUACUUCAAGAUCCCAGGAGUGUUCAGCCUCGGAAGUAUCCCGGACAACCCUACUGGCAGUGGCGGUUACCUCCAGACUUCUGUCGUGGCUGCCGAUUUCCGAGGCUACGCUGAGAUUGUGUUUGAGAACCCUGAAGACAAUCUGCAAUCAUGGCACAUUGAUGGCCACAAUUUCUAUGUUGUUGGAAUGGAUGGAGGCCAAUGGUCAGUUGCAAGCAGGUCAAAUUAUAAUUUGAGAGACACAAUAUCUCGUUGCACAGUUCAGGUGUAUCCCAAGUCAUGGACUGCAGUGUACAUGCCUUUGGACAAUGUGGGAAUGUGGAAUGUGAGAUCAGAAUACUGGGCUCGUCAGUAUUUAGGGCAACAAUUUUAUCUUCGUGUUUAUUCCCCUGCCAAUUCAUGGAGAGAUGAGUACCCAAUACCAAGUAAUGCUUUGUUGUGUGGCCAAGCCAUAGGCCAUUGAACUUGAUUUUCAUAAAGCCACCAAGAAUGAGUUUUUUGCUCAACAAGAGUCAUUCAUUUCCAUGCAUGGCUUAACUGGAGCCAAUUUCAUUUGCACGUUAUAAUAGUAUAGAAUAUGUACUUAUAGGUAUGAGUAAUGUGUUUUAUUGUUUUACCAUUCAAAGCAACCACUUUGAAUUUGUCGCAAGGCAAAAUGAAACAACGAUGUUAAAAUAUUGUUGAUGGAUUUCUUUUACUCUUGUUAUUA